CUCCACCUUCAGCAGGAGAUGGAAUCAAGCAUAGUAAAAGUAGACACUCAACUUAUCACUCAGUUGUGUGGUGAGAUUGAUCGCCUCACUAAGGAGGUGUCGCGGCUUGACUCAGUUCAGAAGACAAGUCGAGAUCAAAAGCUUUCAGAUCUUCGACAGGCUGAUCAGAUGUCAACCGCAUUUCGACCGGAUCAUAGCAGUCAACGCAACCUCGUUAAAGCACUGGAGGAAAGACUUCUAGAUUAUAAAUGCAAGGCGGAGAAAACAAAGCAGGAAUUGGCCACUCUGCGAGAACGGUUUCUGAAAGAGACCCUUAGCAGACAUAAACUAAGUCAGGAACUUGCUCGGCAGCGCGCUGUGACUCAACGCUUGUCGGAGGAAUUGGAGGCUGCGGAUAAGUGUUAUGUUGCUGACAGUCCAAAGAUAUCCACGCCCAGGCUUGAAGACAAGGAGAAUCUACCCCUAGAUGAAUCAGCACUUAAUGUAAAUAAAUGCGCUCAGCUAGUCUCGUCAUCGGACUCACGGGAGGUUGAGUGUAAGCAGUCAUAA
Mesocestoides corti is the source of this 549-nucleotide messenger RNA. The record is from the annotation of a GenBank genome assembly. NCBI's taxonomy places the organism in Eukaryota, Metazoa, Platyhelminthes, Cestoda, Cyclophyllidea, Mesocestoididae.